Manis javanica (Malayan pangolin) is the source of this 1467-nucleotide messenger RNA. NCBI's taxonomy places the organism in Eukaryota, Metazoa, Chordata, Mammalia, Pholidota, Manidae. The record is from RefSeq and is a predicted model, not a curated record.
AUGGAGCUCUGCCGGGAGUGUCAGGCAUGCCAGGUGUGCUCCUCCACUAUAGCGGCGCCCCUGCUGUGCAGCUGUGUGCCAGCAGUGGCCUUUGGGUCUGACCUGGGUGGCUGUGCCUCGGCCUGGUAUUCCGUUCGACUGCUGGGAGCAACGCUGCUCCCUCUGGCACCGCUGCAGGUGCAUGCAGGCCUCUCCUGUGCCCCUCUGGCACCGCCACCACUGGCACGCUUGGGCCACUCCUGGAUCACUUGUUCCCUGCUGCUGCGAGCUCACACGGACCUCUCCUGGCCUCCUCUGGUGCCACUGUCACCGGCGCAUGGGGGCCCCUGUCAGGCUGCUCGAUCGCUGCCAUGGCAGGCUUGCACAAACCACUCCCAGUCCCCUCUGAUGCCUCCAGUGCACAUGAGCCACCCCUGGUCCCCUCUGACACUACCGCCCCUGGCGCACCCUGCUACUCUCCAACUACUGGGCUGCUCAGCGGCCCCUGUUGAGGGGACCUGCCUGCAGGUUUUGCUUUUCCACUUCUCUAUUAUCCAGCACCCCGCGCACCUUGUGCCUGCGCUCCAGUCUGCUGCAAAUUCUGAAACUCCGAACUCAACCAUCUCUAAAGAGGCCAGCACCCAGUUCUCAUCAUCUACAAACAGCCAAGGCUAUGUUUUACCAGAAGGCAAAAUCAUUCCAAACACCGUUUUUGUUGGUGGAAUUGAUGUUAGGAUGGAUGAAACCAAAAUUAGAAGUUUCUUUGCUAGAUAUGGUUCAAUAAAAGAAGUGAAGAUAGUCACGGAUCGAACUGGUGUGUCCAAAGGCUAUGGAUUUGUUUCAUUUUAUAAUGACGUGGAUGUCCAGAAGAUAGUAGAAUCACAGAUAAAUUUCCAUGGUAAAAAGCUGAAACUGGGCCCUGCAAUCAAGAAACAAAAUUCCUGUGCUUAUCAUGUGCAUCCACGUCCUUUGGUUUUUAAUACACCACCACCACCACCACAGUUUCAGUGUGUCUGGAGCAGUCACAACCCUGAAGGUUACAUGCAGCCUCCAACCAUGAUGCAUCCUUUAACUCUGUAUGUGCAGGCAUAUCCUUAUGCAAGUUCACCAGUUCAGGUCAUCACUGGUUAUCAGCUGCCUGUAUAUAAUUAUCAGAUGCCACCACAGUGGUCUGCUGGGGAACACAAUUGUUAUGCUAUUCCUCCUCUGACUUCUCCAGCUGUUAACUACUACCACUGUAAUGAAGUUGAUCCAGGAGCUGAAAUUUUGACAAGUGAAUGCUCCAUUCGUGAAGCUACUGCAUCCUCUGGAAAUGGCCCACAAAAGAAAUCUGUGGACCAAAGCGUACAGACGGUGGUAUCUUGUAUAUUUAAUCCAUAGAACAGACUGAGAAACUCACUUGUUACUCAAGAUGACUACUUCAAGGAUAAAAGAGUGCAUUACUUUAGAAGAAGUUGGGCAGUGCUUAAAGCUGAUCGAUUCUGCUAA